UCGCUUUUAUCUUCCUACAUUUCUUUUCCAUUUUCCGCCAACAGAGACGUCAAACAUCGCAGUCUCCUCCAACUUGCUGAGCUUCAACUCAUCGCGUCGACGCAAGAGAGCGAAACUUCCCCACCUCCUCGCACUCCAUCCUUCCGCCUCCUUUCGCCUACCGGCGACCAGCCCGCCUCGACAGUCGCCGUGCCAGCCUCGCAACACGAUUCGUCCAUUUCUCUGGUUUCCCGGGCAACUGACGCCUCUGCCGAGCUUUGCAGUAGACGUCCUGCUGAAGAGUUCCGGUCUUCUGAACCACUCGCCCCAGCUUCCGGGGAGCACGUAUGCGUGGAGGCCAUCGGUGCCCAGUCCAUUCUGGCCCUUCUCUGUCCCGAGGCAGGAUCAUCUUCUGCCGGCGGAGCUCUCUUGCCCCUGUUGAUGGGCCCUAGCGACGCCACACAGGCUCCUCUACUGCCACGGCGCGGACGACCCACCUCUCCGGGCGCCACGGCAACACGACUUCCUCACUCGUCGGAUGUGUUCACGGCGUCAACCGGCCGACGACCAAACGUCAACUUGACCCGCAUCCACGACAACCUCGCGGCGGCCUCGAGACCGGCGCAGGGCGAUGCCUUGUCUGACGAGGCAGGUCUUCUGGCGACUCGUGGCUCGACUGGCCUCUCCGAGAAGGAAUUAGGCAGCAACGACGCCAGACAGAGUGCUCUGCCUCGGCCGACCGGCGUCCAGAGUGGGGCUCAUUUGACUUUUGUUGCGCGGCAAUUUCCGGCCGAUAUCGUUGACCGGUAA
Protopolystoma xenopodis is the source of this 789-nucleotide messenger RNA. NCBI's taxonomy places the organism in Eukaryota, Metazoa, Platyhelminthes, Monogenea, Polystomatidea, Polystomatidae. The record is from the annotation of a GenBank genome assembly.